CGGUGCAUGCGACACCCUCGUUCCCUUCCAUUGUCAAUAGAAUAGAAUAGAAUUGCCUCAACGCUGCCUUAUACCUUUCGCUACCUCCCAGGAUGAUCUCGUUACUUUUGUGACCUCUACUGUCUACACUCCACUUCUUUCUUCUCUCCAAAUUGCACAAACGAAAUCAACAGGCACCCUUGAGAUUGCCACAGCAUGAAAGUACAGUUGUACGUCUACGACCUUUCCAAUGGACUGGCGCGCCAACUGUCUGCCGCAUUCAUCGGCAUCCAGAUCGAUGCCAUAUACCACACCUCGAUUGUUAUGGAAGGCAUAGAAUAUGUCUAUGAUGGAGGUAUCAGGACCGCAGAUCCAGGUCGAACCCAUCUGGGAGGUCCAAUGCAAAUAUUAGAACUCGGAACGACUAACCUUCCGAUGGAUGUGAUAAUGGAGUAUCUAGAGUCGUUACGGGAGAUUUACACUGAGGGGGCUUAUGACCUAUGGUCUCACAAUUGCAACAAUUUCUCCAACGACUUCUCGACCUUCUUAAUCGGCCAUGGGAUUCCUGAGCACAUUGCCAAUCUUCCCCAGACUGUUCUUAACACACCGCUUGGUCGGGUGAUACAACCACAAAUCAACGAGAUGGUACGGCGUAGACAGAAUAAGAAUACCAAUGGUGGACUUCUCGGCAUACAAGACCAAGCAAACGUUCCUCAAACCCAGCAGCAACGAGCAUCGACUGUGCGCGAAGCUCCCUCAAUCGUCGCGCUAGAUAAAAUUCUCAAAGAAGCCGAGAACUCUUGCGCUGUGGUCUUCUUUACGUCUUCAUCUUGCGCACCCUGCAAGAAAUUAUACCCAGUCUAUGAUGAGAUGGCAGAGGAAGCAGCUCACAAGGCUGUUCUUAUCAAGGUGGACGUAUCGAAGGCAUUUGAUGUGGGUACAAAAUACAACAUCAGAUCUACGCCGACGUUCAUGACGUUCCUUCGCGGUAAGGAAGAGUAUAGGUGGUCAGGCUCUAAUCCUUCCGAAUUAAAAGGCAACGUCAACAUGCUCAUGCAGAUGGCUUGGCCUUCGCAUCCACACGAAUCUCUAUCUCUACCAGCAUUGCGUGGUGCUAGCACAAAAUCGGUUCUAUUCAGCAAGUUGCCUCCAUUGGAGAAGCUGAAAGCGAAAAUGGGACCGUCAGCGCAAGACCCGGGCAUUGCUGGAGUGCUACGCUUCGUGGCUGCGCGCGCAGAGGAUGGAGCAGCAGAAACCACUCUUCCAGAUCUUGAUGCAUUCAGUCACUCCUUACGCUCGGCUUCCUCAACACUGCCUCCAGAAAUUAUGUUUACCAUUGUCGAUCUUGUGCGAACUGCCCUCGUCGACCCUCGAUUCAGCGGCUACUACGCAGAAGAGAAAGACCAUAUGACUAUCGCCCCUCUCAUAUCAUAUGUCAACUCCCUGAAAGAUUGCCCUUACUCUCUCCGCCUCGUUGCGUUGCAAAUGUCCUGCAAUCUUUUCACGAGUCCACUCUACCCAACACAUAUUCUCAACUGUCCUACGAUGACUGGCCCAAUUGUACAACUCAUCACCACGAGUCUGCUAGACGACAAACACCACAAUGUCCGAGUCGCAGCUGCAAGUCUCGCCUUUAAUAUCGCGACAGCGAACAGCAAACUCCGCAGCGAAGAACACCUAGAAUCACUCCCUGAAGGAGAUCAGGUGGAGCUUGGCGCAUCACUAUUAGAGGCCAUCAGUGCAGAAGAGGACUCUCCAGAAGCCAUGAAAGGCUUUCUGCUUGCAUUUGGAUAUCUUGUUUACUGCGCCCCGAAGAAUGGUGAGCUGGAAGAUUUACUAAAGAGCAUGGAUGCGCAAGGUACUGUACUCGGGAAGCAGAAGCUGUUUCCGAAUGAGUCCCUCAUAAAGGAUAUUGGCAGCGUGUUGCUUGGAAAGGGCUUUGCUUAGACUUCUUACCAUAGAUUAGAAGUGAUAAAUGCGUUGCAGUCGAUGUUUCUGUAUCCUCGUUGGUGAAACAAUGCUCUAUUUCAUGACGGGGGCGCUGACUGGAAUUUGUUUUCUUCGCUUACAAAUCCUCGCUUAAAUAGGGGGUGUUUGCACGUACCAAAGUUCAAAAUUUAGAAUUAUUUGAAGGAAUGGCCAGCCAGUGAUGGGGAUUUGUAUUCGGGUACGUAAGAGCAUUGGUCGAAGUUAUUUGUGGGUAGUUGGCAAUUAAUGCAGAUAUGACGGGCAAUGUGCCAUUUUUGAAGGUAUUUCAAAUUUGCUGGCCAACGGAAGUCUAAGAGUCGAUUCACUAGCAUGAGGCUGAAGGGGCACAAGAAACCAAAGAAAUUUAAUCACUUCUGGU
Cadophora gregata is the source of this 2326-nucleotide messenger RNA. RefSeq lists its product as uncharacterized. Gene Ontology annotation, biological process: protein modification by small protein removal. The record is from RefSeq and is a predicted model, not a curated record. NCBI's taxonomy places the organism in Eukaryota, Fungi, Ascomycota, Leotiomycetes, Helotiales, Ploettnerulaceae. Gene Ontology annotation, molecular function: peptidase activity. The transcript is spliced from 2 exons. The coding region runs from base 196 to 1926 and encodes 576 amino acids.